UUCAUAGCACUCAGGAUUUCAGAUGGUGUUCUUGGUCUAGCUGGAAUAAGAGCAACAGAAGCUUCAUGGUGUCACGGCACACGGGGAUCCAGCUGCCAAACAUGUUCAAAAACGGGCUGAAGAUCAUGGGGAUCACCCCUGACCUGUUCCCGGAAACAGCCCUGGUUCCAUCCCUGCCUACGAUAUCGUCGGCGCGUGCCAGCGCUGCCCCUCACAAGCACCGGAGGCGCAGCAGCGGAAGUGACAGCGCUGCCAGGCCCAGGCCGUUGCGCUCAGCCCCCAGGCCAGGCCCCAACGGAGGCAGCAUGGAGGUGGGCAUGCGUGUAGUGCGCGGCCUGGACUGGAAAUGGGGAAACCAGGAUGAAGGCGAGGGCCAUGUGGGCACUGUAGUGGAGAUCGGCCGGCAGGGUAGCACCACCACACCAGACAAGACUGUAGUGGUGCAGUGGGACAGCGGCACACGGACCAACUACCGCACCGGCUACCAGGGCUCUUACGACCUGCUGCUCUAUGAUAACGCCCAAAUCGGUGUGCGUCACUCGAACAUCAUCUGUGACAGCUGUAAGAAGCAUGGCAUCAUGGGAAUGCGAUGGAAGUGCAAGGUGUGCUUCGACUACGACCUGUGCACUCAGUGUUACAUGAACAACAAGCAUGACCUGAGCCACGCUUUCGAGCGUUACGAGACAGCGCACUCCCAGCCAGUGAGCUUGGCACCGAGGCAGAACCUCCCGCGGAUUAUCCUCAAAGGAAUCUUCCAAGGGGUUAAAGUGGUUCGUGGACCUGACUGGGACUGGGGAAAUCAAGACGGCGGGGAGGGUAAGGUUGGGAAGGUAGUGGACAUUCGUGGCUGGGACACAGAGUCUGGUCGAAGCGUGGCAAGUGUCACCUGGUCUAAUGGCACCACCAACGUCUACCGAAUGGGCCACAAGGGCAAGGUAGACCUCAAAUACGUGUCUGAUGGCCAAGGGGGCUUCUAUUACAAAGACCACCUACCAAAGCUGGGAGAGCAUGCAGAGCUGCAGCGCCAGGAGAGUGCUGACGGCCACUCCUUCCAGCAGGGUGACAAGGUCAAAUGUCUCUUGGAGGUGGACAUUCUGCGACAGAUGCAGGAGGGCCACGGAGGGUGGAACCCCAAAAUGGCUGAGUACAUUUGCCGGAUCGGAACUGUUCAUAGAAUCACUGACCGAGGAGACGUCAGAGUCCAGUACAGCAACAACAUCCGCUGGACUUUCCAUCCUGGAGCUCUCACCAAGGUGAACACAUUCGGGGUCGGCGAACUUGUAAGGGUAUUGGAGGACAUGGACAGUGUCAAGAGACUGCAGGCUGGCCAUGGAGAGUGGACAGACAGCAUGGCUCCUGUGCUUGGCCAGGUUGGGAAGGUGCUGAAAGUAUAUGCAGACGGAGACCUACGGGUGGCUUUCGGAGGCCAGACGUGGACGUUCAACCCAGCGUGCCUCUCGGCCCAGCCCGUGGAGGUGGACGCCAACCUCAUGACAGCCGAGAACCCCAACGAAUCAGGAAGUACUGUCAUCUCAGUGUUGGAGAAGCUCCUGUCUCAGGCUACAGAGCAGGACAAUCCCAGCCGGCUGGUCCUUGAGGCAGCACACGGCAGUGCCAACAAAGUGCGGGAGUUGGUGCAGAAGUAUCCUGACAAGGUGGAUAUCAAGAACCAGGGCAAGACUGCGCUGCAGGUGGCCGCACACCAGGGUCACAUGGAGGUGGUCAAGGCCCUGCUGCAAGCCAACAGCUCCAUCGAAGUCAAGGAUGAAGACGGAGACACAGCACUGCACUACACUGCUUUCGGUAAUCAGGCAGAGAUCGCACGGCUGCUGUUGAGCAAGGGGGCAAAUGUAAACCUUCUGAACAACUCAAUGUGCACGGCCCUCCACAUCGCUGUCAACAAGGGCUUCACUGACGUGGUGCGGGUUCUGACAGAACACUCAGCUGACGUCAAUCUCCAGGACUCCUAUGGGGACACACCGCUCCAUGACGCCAUUUCUAAAGAUUUCCGCAAUAUCAUUGAGAUCCUGGUCUUGGUGCCCAACAUUGACUUCACCCAGCAGAACCUCAGAGGAUUCAACCUGCUGCACCAUGCUGCCCUCAAAGGAAACAAACUGGCCACAGAGAAGAUCCUUGGCCGAGCACGGCAGCUGGUGGACGUUAAGAAGGACGACGGCUUCUCCGCUCUGCAUCUGGCCGCCCUCAACAACCAUCGCGAUGUUGCCGAGAUCCUCGUCAAGGAGGGACGCUGUGACAUCAACAUCCGUAACAACCGCAACCAGACGCCGCUGCAGCUGGCGGUGACGCAGGGCCACACCGAACUGGUGCAGCUGCUGGUGGGCGAGGGCGCCGACGUCAACAUGGAGGAUGAAGACGGUGACACGGCAAUGCAUGUGGCCCUCCUCCGCCCGCAGCUGGCCAAUGUUAUGCUCAGCCCCCCUGUGGGAACCAGCAGCACGGAAGAAAGCAGCGAGGGGUGUUCCACCACAUCGCUCUACUGCAGGCUGAAUGCUACGGGUCUUCUGGGGAAUACAGAGCUGAGUGUUGGCGCAGCUAUCGCUUGUUUUCUAGCGCAGGAAGGGGCUGACAUCAGCUACGCUAACCACAAGGGCAAGAGUCCUCUGGACCUGGCUGCAGACAGCUCCAUGCUGCAGCUCAUCAAGAGCUUCUCUGAGAAGCACAGGUUGCAGCGUCUGCAGGCCAUCACAAGUGGACAGGGCCUGAGCAGUGCAAGCCUGCGGCGUGUCCACACUACACCCAACACCAUGACCAACCUGGUCCUUCCUACACCGCCGGGGCCCAGUGAAUGCCUCAUCUGCUCUGAGCUGGCUCUGCUCGUGCUUUUCUGCCCCUGCCAGCACAGUGUUGCCUGUGAAGAGUGUGCCCAUCGAAUGAAGAAAUGCAUCAAAUGCCAAGUCACAAUCACCAAGAAAAUCCGACAAGACCAAACGGAGGUGGACUGCAGCCCCGGCAUCGAGAACUCGGAGCAGCACAACCUGCUGGAGCAGCUGCAGUCUCGCUACCGCCAGAUGGAGGAGCGAAUCACCUGCCCCAUCUGCAUCGACAACCACAUCAAGUUGGUCUUCCAGUGCGGACACGCCUCCUGCAUCGACUGCAGUGCCGCACUCAAGACCUGCCCGAUCUGCCGGCAGACCAUACGCGAGCGGAUCCAGUUGUUUGUCUGAGCUUCUCUCCUCUCAGCUCUUAACGACCCAAAGAGGAUGUUAGAGGGGGCUGGAGGGAAGGGAAGGUGGGAUGGGGGGGGUUAGGGGAUGGGAGAGGGCAGCUGUUACCUUUUUGAAGACCCAGUGACAAUAAUUAUUGCCGCCACCCUACAGUACAUCUGCCUGUCACACCCUCCUGCUUAUCCCCGCCCCCCCCCCCCGUGAUCGAAUACUCUGUCGGCCCAUAGGUUGCUUUACUGCAAGACGCUGUGUUACAUAAAUGAGAAUUUGUUACAUUUGUAGUAGGAACGUGUCAAUCACAUCCACUUAUUUUCAGCGUGAGCACCGACGUUCCUCCCAGCCCCACAGGAAGCAGAAAAAGGCUCAGUGAAGGCCAAGUUGUGAGGUGACACCACCACUUUGCAUACUCUGCUCAGUAAGCUGUAAGAAAAAGGUUACCCCCCACCUCUUUUGUCCUUCACUCCCACCCACCCUCCACCUCCUGUAAUCUGUCCUAUCUUUGCUGCUUUAAGUGGAUGUCUGUUACUCAUCAUCCUCUCUGGCUGUCUGGCCUCCUCUGUUUACAAGGCUGCACAGAAUCAGACCCAGUCCCCCCCCCAGCCUGUCCUGUUAGUUACGUUUGCUCUCAUUUGUAUCAGUCUCUUUAAUAAUCAGUGUUAGUCUCUGCAGAGGGAGUUGGUAUAACUAAAGGCUCUCUAUAUAGUCCCCAACCACUCGCCUGUAUGCAAGGGGGAAAUACACACUAUAUAUGCAUGAAUAUAUGCAUAUUGUAAAGCUGAAAAUGACUGUGUCGUCAUGGGUGAUUUGUUGUUGUCGUUGUUUUAUUACUUUCUGGUUACAUUUGUGGUUUUUAAUGUACCGAUAAGUACAGGUUUUUAUUUAUGUGUGAAAGGUGGUAUUACUUAGUAAUGUCCUUUUUUUCAGUUUGUGUUUGCUUGGAGAAAAAAAAGCUUUUGUUUCUACUGAAAUUCACCCCAAGCCUAUGUCCUCUACUCAGGGUAUCAAAUCAUUGAAAGCACUUGUGAUAUCCAUAAAAGGUUAAAGAGCCCCCGGUACCCCACCCCCCCACCCAUAGAACCCACCUACCACUUUAGAGCUGCAGAGUAUAAGAUCAUUUUUAUUAUGGGGUCAUUUUAUUGUGAAAGAAAUGUUAUAAAGUCGUACAGAAUGACUAAAGAUUGAAGAAGAACGAACGCUUUAUUUACCUUCAAAAUUUCAUUCUCAUGAGAGAAAUGAAUGUUUCAUUAAUUGCAGAUGAGUUUCUGCAACAAAACAGACAUUUUCCUCUUAAAAACAAAGCAAAAAACCUGUCCUUAAAUCAUCCCAGAAACACCAGUUAGCAUCGUUUCUGUUUAUUUUCAGACAGAGAGCAUGGUGCUGGUUUACUGUGUGUUUCUGAACAUUACAGACUGGUGUAGAGGUCACCAGCAAGCAACGAGGUCAGGGAUUACAGGAAGUUAUUUAUCCCACAGAUUUAUUGUAAGAUGUAGAAUCAGAAGGGCAAAAACAUGACGUUGCUGCGUUGCAUCUCUAUUUUCCUCAUCUACCUUCCCCAUUCAGUCAUUUCAGAUGGAAGCCCCUUCCCUCUCUCCUCUGGAGCUCUGGAUUGUACAUCAUCUUUUUUCCUUUCUAAUGUUUUGGUGUGUUUUCUUGAAGGGCUUAUGCAUAUGAGAAAAAAAAAAUCGUAUCUAUUUUAAUCUUAAUUUAAUUUUUAUUUUCUAUAAUAAACUUCCAGAGACAGGAGGUUUUUUUCUUUUAUUCUUCAUCCGAUCCCAAAUUUUGGGAGAGCCAAUGUUAAAUAUGUACAUUUGAAUGUCGGGGGUGAAAAAAAGGAUCCUGUCUCACUCUGCCUUUUUUAUGUGGAGAGUUUGUAAAGAAAAAAAAAAGAUGUAAGAGAAGGAGCUGAAGAGACUGAGACGUGUUUACCACAAGGUUUACUUUGGGGAAAGUACUUUUACAUCAGUGCCAAAUCGCAUGAGGAUGUGCAUGGGCAUGCACGCCCCAAUUUAUCUAGACGCACUAUGCUAAACCCCUCCAAGCUCAAGUGAGGGUUCAAUUAUUACAGCAGCGUGAAGGAACUAACGCUAAGAAGCAAACUUUAAAAGCUAAUAUAUUUGUUUAGUUCAAAAUCAGAAGUAUUAUCUCAGCACACUCAGUUACUGGUUUUAGAUGUCGAGCUAAUGGUGUUAGCCUCCUAACUUAAGCUGUAGUGCUCUGAAUCUCCUCAUGUUCUCAACAGCAAGUGAUACUAUGCUCACUUCCAAAAUGUUAACAGUCCCAUAUAGUUUGGAGCUUUUUACAAGUAUAUAUUUAUAUUUUGUGAGACAUUAUCAAUCAAGGGACACGUUUCUUACAGAAAUACAGAAACAUUUUAAGGAUUGUCCAUUGGUGUUCUAAGUUGGUAGGUUUACUGGCAAAUAUUGUAAUAUUGUUUUAGAAAAAAAAUUGGGGAAGAUGUUCGAGGGUUUUUUUUGUCUCCCCCUUGAGGAGGUUGCUGUGAGGGCGGGAAACAAUUUAUGUAUAAAAAACACUAUUAAAGCAGAAAAUGUUACUAUUGGUGUUUGUACAGUUCAGCUCUUGGAGUUCUGAUGUUGGCCUUACUGUCCAUUCCUCCUCUGUUGGUGUUUUUUCAGUUGUAUUCUGUACAAAAAUAUUUUGCAAUAAAUAUGGAACUGUUUUCUAAGGA
Molecule: messenger RNA, 5871 nt
Organism: Scomber scombrus (Atlantic mackerel)
Lineage: Eukaryota; Metazoa; Chordata; Actinopteri; Scombriformes; Scombridae
Gene: mib2
Product: MIB E3 ubiquitin protein ligase 2
Exons: 19
Coding region: 66-3185 (1039 amino acids)
Biological process (GO): protein ubiquitination
Cellular component (GO): cytoplasm
Molecular function (GO): protein binding; ubiquitin-protein transferase activity; zinc ion binding
Source: RefSeq, a predicted model, not a curated record